This is a messenger RNA of Exophiala spinifera, 717 nucleotides long. RefSeq lists its product as uncharacterized. Gene Ontology annotation, molecular function: sterol ester esterase activity; triacylglycerol lipase activity. Gene Ontology annotation, cellular component: cytosol. The coding region runs from base 1 to 717 and encodes 238 amino acids. Gene Ontology annotation, biological process: triglyceride catabolic process. The transcript is spliced from 2 exons. The record is from RefSeq and is a predicted model, not a curated record. NCBI's taxonomy places the organism in Eukaryota, Fungi, Ascomycota, Eurotiomycetes, Chaetothyriales, Herpotrichiellaceae.
AUGCUGACGCUGUUCGAUGCCUUUCAAGAUCUUUGCUGCUGCGUGAUCAAUGUGGCGUAUCGACGUGCUCCAGAGCAUCCCUUCCCGACCCCGACCAAUGAUGUGUUUGCGGUGUAUGAUUGGAUUUACGACAAUCAACGGCGUCUGGGAAUCAAUGGGACAAUAUGCCUGGGAGGUACAUCGGCUGGCGCGAGCCUUGCACUCACCACUCUCCUCCAACGCGCAAAUCUGGGUCUUCCAUUGCCAGCGGCGUUGGUCAUGGUUGCUCCGGCUCAACUCGACAACACUUUGACGACGGAGAACUCUUGUGAAUGGAGGCGUAGGCAGUAUGCUCCUUGGACCGGCGUUGAAACGGCGUUGAGUUUCCGCCAGCUGUACCUGCCCGACGGGCCACGGCGGGAGAGUUGGGUACAAAAUCCAAUGAAGGUUCCGGACGAGAUCCUGAGCAAGGUCACUUUACCUCCAACCUUCUGCUUGACCAUGGAAUGCGACAUCUUUUUCGGAGAGGCUGAUGCAUUUUGUGAGCGACUAUACAACAAAAAACAUUUCGUGCGAGAGUUGAUAUACGAGGGUUUGCCUCACAUGGCUUUGUCGAUGGGUCAAGUUUUUCCAGAGGUAUACGACAAGAUGAGAGAUAUAUUCAUGAGAAUAUUCGAUGUGGACAUGCGCGUAUUUGCAGGGCUAUCCUGGCCGCCACAAAAGGCGGCUUUGGCCUAG